AUGACUCGCAUUCUCGAAGGGAAAUUUGGCAUUGUCACCGGCGGAUCGCGAGGCAUUGGAGAAGCCAUUGCCCGCAAUCUGGCCGAAAAAGGUUGCUCACUGCUGCUAAACUUCACAUCCGAGUCAUCGCGCGCUCCCACCGAAGCAUUGUGUUCCUCCUUGGCCAUAACCCAUAACAUCAAAUGUGAGAGCGUACAAGCCGACCUCAGCAAGCCCGCCGAAGCCGUGGAAGCCAUCAUCGCCGCCGCAAAACAACAUUUCAGCGUCCAAGACAAGCUCCAGAUCGACAUCCUCAUCAACAACGCCGGAGUCUCCCAAGACCGCAAUCUAAACGACACCAACAAAGGCCCGAUCGAGGCCGAGCACUUCAACUGGCAAUACGCAAUCAACGUCCUCGCCCCUCUCCUCCUCACACAGGCCUGCCACCCUUACCUCCCUACCGACCGCAGCGGUCGCAUCGUCAGCAUCUCCAGCGUAUCCUCCUCACUAGGAUUCGUGGGCCAAUCAAUCUAUGGCGGUACCAAGGCUGCCAUCGAAGCUAUGACCCGUACCUGGGCACGCGAGUUGGCUGACCGUGCAACCGUCAAUGCCGUUAACCCCGGCCCGGUUGUGGGUGAUAUGUACUUUGCUACUGGAGAGCAGUUCUGGAAGGAUAUUCAGGGUUACCAGGAUAACACGCCGUUGAGCAAAUUGGAUGUCAACAAUCAGGAUACGAUGAAUCGCUUGACGGAUGAGCAGAAGCGGUUGAUCCAGGAGAAGAUGGGUGGUCGGCGUCCGGCGUUCACUAGUGAGGUUGCUGGUGUUGUGGGCAUGUUGUGCACGCCUGAUGCGCUUUGGUGUACUGGGAGUGUGGUGUGUGCUAACGGUGGUAUGAAGAUGGGGCAAUAG
Penicillium bovifimosum is the source of this 888-nucleotide messenger RNA. RefSeq names its product SDR family NAD(P)-dependent oxidoreductase. Lineage: Eukaryota; Fungi; Ascomycota; Eurotiomycetes; Eurotiales; Aspergillaceae. Gene Ontology annotation, molecular function: oxidoreductase activity, acting on the CH-OH group of donors, NAD or NADP as acceptor. The record is from RefSeq and is a predicted model, not a curated record. Bases 1 to 888 code for a protein of 295 amino acids. The transcript is spliced from 2 exons.